Erinaceus europaeus (western European hedgehog) is the source of this 5481-nucleotide messenger RNA. RefSeq names its product transmembrane channel like 5 (gene TMC5). Gene Ontology annotation, cellular component: plasma membrane. The transcript is spliced from 20 exons. Bases 34 to 2988 code for a protein of 984 amino acids. The record is from RefSeq and is a predicted model, not a curated record. Lineage: Eukaryota; Metazoa; Chordata; Mammalia; Eulipotyphla; Erinaceidae. Gene Ontology annotation, molecular function: mechanosensitive monoatomic ion channel activity.
GGACAUUUUACAAGGUAAAGAGGCUGCAUAAGCAUGUCCGCCUACCACAGGAACUAUGGGUAUGAGGAAGAUCCUGAUUACCCUGACUAUUCAGGGUCCCGGAAUGGUGUGAGGCAGAAUUUGGAAACUCAGGAUUAUCCAGAUUCUCCAGGUCCUCGGAACGAUCCUGACUACCCUGGUGCCCGGAGCAACCGCUACUCUGCAGGUUCCAGAAGAAGUUCAGAUUUUCCUGGGUUUUUAGUAGAACCAGAUUAUCCUAGAUCUCAAAGUUACCCUGACUAUCCUGGUGCCAGGAGCAACCCCUACUCUGCAGGUUCCAGAAGAAGUUCUGACUAUCCUGGAUCUUUCUCAGAACCAUAUUAUCCAGGAUCCCAGAGUAAUCCAUACCAUCCAGACUCAUCCAGAGAACCAGACUAUGUUGAAUCUCAACGGAAGUCCGAUUUGACAGGUUUCAGAAGCAGUAGAAACUAUGCAGACUCCAGGACAAAUCCAGGUUAUCCUGAUUCCUUGGCAGAACCAGACUAUCCUGGAGCUCAGGGAAAUUCCAACUAUUCAGGCUUCAGAAAUAAUACAGAGUAUGCCAGUUCUAGAAUCAUACACUCUCUGGGGAAGCCUUAUUACCCAGGGGCUAAAAAUCAACCUAGAUUUCCAAAUGUUUUGGGAGAACCAGACUAUCCUGGUGCUGAGAACUAUCAGAAGACUCCCAACUUCUGGGGGGAGCCUGAUUACCCAGGUGCUGAGGAUGGUGGUGAUCAUGGCUCUUCUGAUUGCCGAGAAAUGGCUAACAAGGUUCUGAGGAGAACAUCUUCAAUCCAGCCCUCAUUUCAUCGUGAAGCUGGUUACCCUGAAAACAUUGAAAUGGGACCUAUGGAGGUGACAGAUGCAUAUGGCCACACUGUGCCUGAUGGGCCUAGAACUAGCUAUGAGAACCCUGCUUUUGUGGGCGAUAUCAACCCUGGCCAGGUUUAUGGAAACCCACCUUUGUCCGGAGAUGAUUGGCAAAAGUCCCCCCAAGUACAAAAGUUAAUCACAUCUCUGACACCCAUGACCUCUAGGGACAGAAUAAAAGCCAUCAGGAAUCAGCCAAGGACCAUGGAGGAGAAAAGGAUCCUCAGGAAGAUGGUCGACAAAGAGAAAAGUAAGCAGACCCACAGCAGCCUGGAGUUCACUUGCUGUGCGCAGUGUGUGAACUCUAUUUCCAUGGCAUGCCGAAGAUCCAGGAACAGCCUGUCUGAGCUGUUCAGUUCCUUCAGUCUGUGGCAGAAGACACUCAAAGUCAUUGGAGGCAAGUUCGGAACCAGCGUCCUCUCCUACUUUAACUUCCUAAGGUGGCUUUUGAAGUUCAACAUUUUCUCAUUCAUCGUGACCUUCAGCUUCAUCAUAAUCCCUCAGUUAACCGUGGCUGAAAAGAACACCCUCUGGUUCACGGGGCUGGAGUUUUUAACCGGAGCAGGUUAUUUCAGCCACACAGUGAUGUAUUAUGGCUUUUACACCAACGCCACAAUCCGGCAUGGAGGUGGCAGGGCUGCCUACGACAUGCAACUGGCCUAUCUUUUCACCAUCGCCGCCUGCCUGGUUGUCUGCUUCUUCAGCCUGCUCUUCAGCAUGGCCAGGUAUUUCCGGAACAACUUCAUUAACCCGCACAUUUACUCCAGAGGGAUUGCUAAGCUGAUUUUUUGCUGGGACUUCACCGUCACUCAUGACAGUGCUGUAAAACUGAAACAGAAGAAUCUUAGCACUGAAAUACGGGAGAACCUGUCAGAAAUCCGUCAGGAGAACAUCAAGUUAACACUCAAGCAGCAGCUGGUCCGCCUGUCUGCUCACCUGGCAGCCUGGGUUCUGUCGACUGGAGUGGCCGUUGCUUGUUGUGCUGCAGUGUAUUACCUGGCUGAGAACAACUCAGAGUUUCUGAAGAACCACAAGGACCCCGGCGCUGUACUCUUGCUGCCUUUCGUGGUUUCCUGCAUGAACCUGGUAGUGCCUCGCUUCUACUCCGUGUUCCGACUGGUGGAGCGCUAUGAGCUGCCGAGGCAUGAGGUGUACACCCUCCUCAUCCGAAACAUCUUCCUGAAGAUAUCAAUCAUUGGAAUUCUCUGCUACUACUGGCUCAAUGUGGUGGCCCUGGCUGGUGAAGAGUGUUGGGAAACCCUCAUUGGCCAGGAAAUCUACCGACUCCUUUUGAUGGAUUUCGUGUUCUCCUUAGCUGAUUCCUUGCUGGGGGAGUUCCUAAGGAGAAUUAUUGGGAUGCGGUUUAUCACAAGUCUUGGUCUACAGGAGUUUGACAUUGCCAGAAAUGUUCUGGAACUCAUCUAUGCACAGACUUUGGUGUGGAUUGGGACCUUCUUCUGCCCUCUGCUGCCCUUUAUCCAAAUGAUUACUCUCUUCAUCAUGUUUUACGCCAAAAACAUCACUUUGAUGAUGAAUUUCCAGCCCCCGAGCAAGGCCUGGCGGGCCUCCCAGAUGAUGACCUUCUUCAUCUUCCUGCUUUUCUUCCCAUCCUUCACAGGGGUCUUGUGCACUCUGGCCAUCACCAUCUGGAGGUUGAAACCUUCAGCAAACUGUGGCCCGUUCCGAGGUCUGCCCUCCUUCAUUGACUCCAUCUAUGACUGGAUUGACACCUUGAGUAAAAGGCCCAGCUACCUGUGGGUCGUGUGGAUCUACCACAACCUCAUUGGAAGUGUGCACUUCUUUUUCAUCCUCACCCUCAUUGUGUUAAUCAUCACCUACCUUUACUGGCAGAUCACAGAGGGAAGGAAGAUUAUGAUCAGACUGCUCCAUGAACAGAUCAUCAAUGAGGGCAAAGAUAAAAUGUUCCUGAUAGAAAAGUUGCUCAAGCUGCAGGAAGCGGAGAAGAAAGGAAGCCCCAGCCCACUCUCGUUGGAAAGGAGAAACAUGGAGCAUCAGGGCUCUUUGCAUAGCAGGGAAGACAAGUAUGCUCACGACCUGCGAUUUAGACGACCAGCUCAACAAGAUAACCCAGUGGUCUGAAGUUACUGGAAGGCCAGACACCAAUCUCAGGAGAGAAGACAAAGAUGGAAUUACUUCCACAAUACUGGUUCUUUUAACUUUCUGGAAGGGGAUUUCAAGGUAUUAACCAGGACUGGAAACUGACCUCCAAGAACACCUAAGUGAAAGUGGGCCUUCCCUGCUGGGUUUUGUUUUUUAAACACCCGAAUUGCUAAUUUUUCAAGACAGAACGUUUAUAAUAAAGACUGCUACAGUCAAAAAACUAGUUCACAGAAACCUGGGAAGAGAUCAUCUGGGACGUGUUUUAGCUUCAAGAGAUAUUUGAAUGAAUGCUGGGUCUUUUUUGAAAUCUCUCCUCUCAAAUCUCCCAGACCUGGCAAAGGUUUGGAAACUGGUGCUAAGAAAAGUCACGCAGCUAGAAUAAAAGUGUGAUCCACAAUCAGGGAUGUGAAGUCUCUGAACUAUGGAACCUACACUUGAGAAUGACUUUGAACUAAGAACAUCCCCAGGUUACCUAACAGUGAAAUAUAGCCAGUGUCAUCAUCUAUGAACUUUAUAGUGUUUCAAGUACACGAGUCUUUGGGGCUGAGGGCUUAGGGAUUGAGACUUUGCCCCGUGAGAAUAUAUAUAUUUCUCCCAACUGAAUAUGUAUGUAUGUAUAGUAACAUGUGGAAUGAAUAUAUAGAGAGGGGUAUGCAUACAUACAUAUAUUCUUUUGCAGAUUUGCCAAAUGACUCAUAUGGCCUGUGACUGUACUAAAAGGGUAAAGGUUCAGAAAAAGGGCCUAUUGCCAAAUUACUAAGGAGAAAAGUCUCCCCUUGAAUAAUCAGUGUCAUGGAACUGUGUUUAGAAAACACUGAAGAGUAUUUGAGCACUAUACCGGGAAGUGGUAUAGUGGAUAAAGUGUUGGACUCUCAAGCAUGAGGUCUGGGUUUGAUCCCCAGCAUUGCAUGUACUGGAGUAAUGCUUUGGUUCUUAAUAAAUAACAUAUAUAUAUAUAUAUAUAUAUAUAUAUAUAAUUUAAUUUAAACAUCUUAUUCAUUUAUUUAAUAUAGACAGAAAUUGAGAGGGAAGGGAAAUAAAGAGUAGAGACACCCGCAGCACUGCUUUGCCACUUGUAAAAGCUUCUCCCGGCAGGUAGGGACCUGGGGCUUGAAUCUGGAUCCUAGCACAUGGUAAUGUGUGAUUUACCAAGUGUGCCAUCACAUAGCCCCAAAUCUACUUUGUUUAAAGAGCAUUUGAAACAUCAGCAUCCAAUCAGUGCUCACUGAUUCACUUUUCUAUCAACUGAAUAAAUUUAUUCUGUUAUCUUUAGGAUUGGUUGUUAAUAGUGCUCAUUCAUUCAUUCACUCAUUCAAUAAAUAAGCCAAAUAGUGGUAGACAGGAUCAUGAAUGGGUCAAGACAGCCUUUGCCCACAGGUACUUAAUUCUGGCAGAUGGAUUGACAGGCACUUGAUAAAAGUAAUUAUAACAGUAAUGCUAAUUUUAGAUGCUGUGAAGGAGAAACCUGGGGGACCACGGGGACCUGCCUUGUCUGCAGAGUCGAUAAAAGUGAUGUUCUUUUCUCCUGUUGUGUAAUCUUAAUGUUACUUGUGCUGCUCUGGUAUCUGUAUUGAGAUGUGAACUCCCUGUGAGAGCAUCAUCCAAUUACCACACUCAGGCUUCUGUCUGGAAUGUUUCACCUUAUUUUUUAUUUCUCUUUUAGAGAUUCAUUUAUUUGAUAGAGACAAAAAUUGAGAGGGGGGAGGGAGAUAGACACACCUGCAAACCUGCUUCACCACUUCUGUAUAAGUACCCGUGCUAAGCGAUUGUGCCACCGAGCUCUGCUUCACCACUUCUGCAGUUCCUCCCACUGCAGGUAGGGAUCAGGGGCUCGAACUUGGGUCCUUGCACAUUAUAACAUUUGUUCAUCCAGGGGCGCCACCAUCUGCCCCCUCCCUCUUCACUGUAGAGCAGCCCCUGCUGCUCCUGGAAUAGACACAUUGCUACUUAAGUCCACUAACACUCAUGUGGACAAGAGCAAGUGAGCUGGGAGGUAAGGACUCUGCAUUGUCAAGGCAGACAGGGAGUGGCUAGGAGCAGGCAGGAGUCUUGACCCACCUGGAUUUGGGUCCCCACUAUAUUGAGGGAUUUGAGGCCUUGGGGAAGUGACGUUCACCCUGCAGUGCCUUGGCCUUCCUCUUCUGUAAAAAGAAAGUAAAUCCUGGGGCUAGGUGGUGGUGCACUUGGUUGCGUGCAAGUUAUCGUGCGCAAGGACCCAGGCUCAAGCCCCUGUCCCCACCUGCAGAAUGGGAAGCGUCACAAGUGAAGCAGUGCUGCAGGUAUCUCUCUCUCUCUCUAAUAAAUGAAGAAAUAAAUGUUUUAAAGUGAAUCAUUAAAUAUUUUUUAAAAAUAUCUAAGAUUUUCAUGCCGUUUUAAUAAAGAUGAGACAUAUUAAACCAGUAUUUCUGGCAAGCAGUGAACAAGAAAUUCUAGUUAUGACAUCAAGCUUUGCUAUGCUAUCAGCUGUUAUUC